Manis pentadactyla (Chinese pangolin) is the source of this 1032-nucleotide messenger RNA. Its product is annotated as melanoma-associated antigen B18-like. Bases 1 to 1032 code for a protein of 343 amino acids. The transcript has a single exon. Gene Ontology annotation, biological process: negative regulation of transcription by RNA polymerase II. The record is from RefSeq and is a predicted model, not a curated record. Lineage: Eukaryota; Metazoa; Chordata; Mammalia; Pholidota; Manidae. Gene Ontology annotation, cellular component: nucleus.
AUGCCUCGUGGUCAGAAGAGUAAGCUCCGUGCCCGUGAGAAACGCCACCUGGCCAGGAUGGAAAGCCAGAGCAUAGAGGGUGCUCAGGCCACUGCUGCAGCAGCUGGAGAGGCCCCCUCCCCUGCCAGUCCUCCCUCUGAGCGAAGAUCUCAGAAUGUGCCUGCUGCUGAGACACCUAGCUCUCCUAGGGCUUCUCCCAAAACUACUGCUGCAGCUGCUACAAGUGCCAAGUCAGAUAAUGAUGCCAAUAGCCAAAAUAAGCGAAGCUCAAGGUCCUCACAGGGCGUUGAGGACUUCGAAAGAGGUCCUUUACACAGCAUGGUGGUUUUGUUGGUGCAGUACCUAAUGCAGAAGUAUCAGAAAAAGGAGCCAAUUACAAAGUCAGACAUGCUCAAGCAUGUUAUCAAAAAGCACAAGCAUCAUUUCAAUGAGAUCUUCAAGAGAGCCUCUGAGUACAUGGAGCUGGCCUUUGGUGUUGAUUUGAAGGAGGUGGAUCCCAUCAGGCACUGCUAUGUCUUUAUCAACAAACUAGACACCACCUACGAUGAUCCGACCAACGGUGAAGAGAAGAUGCCCAAGACCGGCGUCCUGAUGAUGGUGCUGGGUGUGGUCUUCAUGAAAGGUAACUGUGCCCGGGAAGAAGAUAUCUGGAAAGUGCUGAAUGUAAUGGGUGUCUAUGCUGAUAAGAAGCAUUUCAUCUAUGGGGAUCCUAAGAAGCUUGUCACCGAAGAUUUCGUGCAGCAGAAGUACCUGGAGUACCGCCAGGUAGCCGGCAGCGACCCUCCCUGUUAUGAGUUCCUGUGGGGUGCCAGGGCCCACGCCGAAACCAGCAAGAUGAGGAUGCUGGAAUUUCUCGCCAAAUUGCAUGAUAGCGUGCCGAAUGCCUUUCCAUCCUGGUAUGAAGACGCUUUGCAAGAUGAGAAAGAGAGGGCCCAAGCCAGAGCUGCAGCCAAGGCUGCAGCCAGGGCCCGCAUUGCUGCCAGGGCCAGCGCACGGGCCACAGCCUUGGUUCGCAACCCCUCCCAACACUAA